AUGAUGACCGAAAGGCGCAGCGAUUUUGUGCUCAUGUGCGGGUACAUGGUGAAGCGUUCGCAGAACAAGAAACGCUUCACGCCCGUCAACUACAAGACUCGCUGGUUCGAGCUGACGCGCUUCUACCUGUCGUACUAUGAUAUCGGGAACCUGGAGAAGCGUCGCGAGCGAGGCAGGAUCAGCGUCAAAGGAGUACGGCUCGUUGAACCUGCUCUCCUGCACGGCGAAGGUGGCGAUGCAGCGGCACCGGAUGGGUAUCCGUUUCAAGUAGGAUACUGCGAAAGUGACGGCAUCUACCCCGGCACGACGCUUCCCCAGUACACGCUCUAUCUCGUGGCGGACAGUGAAAAAGGCCGCACGGAUUGGAUCACCUCGAUUCGGAAAGUCUGCGAAGAAUACAGCCCGAAAUCGUUCAGCUAUCAUCUCGGGCUUUGGUUGGGACGGAAGUGGUCCUGCUGCAGGAGUUUAAAUCGACGAGCACUCGGCUGUCAAGUGGCGACGGUAUGGCCAGAAUACAACAAUAACCCAAGUACCGGAAGCUCUCCUGCCCAAAAUUCUACACGAAGUACCAGCCCAAACGUACCGAACGGUCACCUGCCGCUGCCACAGCAGCAAGCGCAGGUCCAUUCUCAACAGCAGCAACAGCAGCAGCAGCACCAGCAGCAGCAACUGCAACAUCACUCCGGCACAGUGCCGGUGCUCCAGCAGCACCAGCAACAACAGCAGCCCCAAUCCACCCAGCAACCCCUGCAGCAGUCCCAUUCGCCCUCGCUGCAGCAUCCGGUCCAGCAGCAGCAACAAGUGCACCUCCAGCAACAGCAAGCCCUUCAGGCUGCAAUCCAAGCGCAGCAGCAACAAUCGCCCCAGCUGCAGCAGCAAACAUCCCAACAGUCGUCCCAUCAUCUCAACAGCAGCUCGAGCAGCUUAGGCAACAUAACGCCCACCUUCGUUGCACAGCCACAGUCUCCGACUGUGAAUUCCUUUAAAACGGCGUCCCUCAACGGAGUUGGUUUGCACGUGAACGGAGGAGGGGAUUUAAAUAUGCCCGGUGGUCCAGCAGCAACGCCUGGAACACCGAACACAAAGGCUAAGGAUGUAUCGCCACGGGUAAAGAUCGUCGUUGCCCUCUACCCAUUCAAGGCAAUCGAAAGUGGUGAUUUGUCCCUCGAAAAGAAUGCCGAGUACGAGGUGAUUGACGAUUCACAGGAACACUGGUGGAAGGUUAAGGAUCAGCAUGGCACGAUCGGCUACAUUCCGAGCAACUACGUCAAGGAGAAGGAGCUGCUGGGACUGCAGAAGUACGACUGGUACGUAGGUGACAUGUCCCGGCAGCGUGCCGAGUCGCUACUGAAGCAGAACGACAAGGAAGGCUGUUUCGUGGUCCGCAAAUCAUCCACCAAGGGUCUCUACACACUAUCGCUACAUACCAAAGUACCACAAUCGCAUGUGAAGCACUACCAUAUCAAACAGAAUGCUCGCAGUGAAUUUUACCUCUCCGAGAAGCACUGCUGUGAAACGAUCCCGGAUUUGAUAAACUACCAUCGCCAUAACUCCGGUGGGCUCGCCUGUCGCCUUAAGACGUCACCGUGCGAUCGUCCAGUGCCACCGACAGCCGGUUUAUCGCAUGACAAAUGGGAAAUUCAUCCAUCGGAAUUGAUGAUCCUGGAGGAGCUGGGAUCUGGCCAGUUUGGGGUGGUACGACGUGCCAAAUGGCGCGGCUCCAUCGAUACGGCGGUUAAGAUGAUGAAGGUGGGCACCAUGUCGGAGGAUGAUUUCAUCGAGGAAGCAAAAGUAAUGACUAAACUCCAGCAUCCUAACCUGGUGCAGCUGUACGGUGUCUGCUCGAAGCAUCGUCCCAUCUACAUCAUCACCGAGUACAUGAAGCAUGGCUCUCUGCUGAACUACCUUCGAAGGCACGAGCAAUCGCUGAUUGGAAACAUGGGUUUGCUGCUAGACAUGUGCAUACAGGUUUGCAAGGGUAUGUCUUAUCUGGAGCGUCACAACUAUAUUCAUCGAGAUUUGGCAGCGCGCAACUGUCUAGUAGGCUCCGAGAACACUGUGAAGGUAGCGGACUUUGGAUUGGCACGCUACGUGUUGGACGACCAGUACACUAGCUCCGGUGGUACCAAGUUCCCCAUCAAAUGGGCCCCACCGGAAGUGCUGAACUAUACGCGGUUCUCUUCCAAGAGUGACGUAUGGGCUUACGGAGUUCUAAUGUGGGAAGUAUUCACAUGCGGCAAGAUGCCCUACGGUCGCCUAAAAAAUACAGAAGUCGUGGAACGCGUCCAACGCGGAAUCAUUCUCGAGAAGCCUAAAGCGUGCGCUAAAGAAAUAUACGAUGUUAUGAAAAAGUGCUGGUCCCACAGUCCUGAGGAUCGCCCGGGAUUCCGAAUACUGAAAGAUCAACUUGCCGCCGUUGCCCAAGGACUCACAGAUUAAUUAAGUGGCAUUUUACUCCUCUUGAUGCAACUAAAUAUAAGCGUACAUUGUAAGCUCUU
Messenger RNA from Anopheles nili, 2498 nucleotides. Its product is annotated as tyrosine-protein kinase Btk29A-like. The transcript is spliced from 14 exons. Gene Ontology annotation, molecular function: ATP binding; non-membrane spanning protein tyrosine kinase activity; protein binding. Bases 1 to 2439 code for a protein of 812 amino acids. The record is from RefSeq and is a predicted model, not a curated record. NCBI's taxonomy places the organism in Eukaryota, Metazoa, Arthropoda, Insecta, Diptera, Culicidae. Gene Ontology annotation, biological process: peptidyl-tyrosine autophosphorylation; intracellular signal transduction.